Atta colombica is the source of this 2701-nucleotide messenger RNA. It is a transcript of the gene GAA1, whose product is annotated as glycosylphosphatidylinositol anchor attachment 1 protein. The record is from RefSeq and is a predicted model, not a curated record. Gene Ontology annotation, cellular component: membrane; GPI-anchor transamidase complex. Gene Ontology annotation, biological process: attachment of GPI anchor to protein. The transcript has 10 exons. The coding region runs from base 83 to 1981 and encodes 632 amino acids. NCBI's taxonomy places the organism in Eukaryota, Metazoa, Arthropoda, Insecta, Hymenoptera, Formicidae.
UUAGGUUAGAUUAUUGACAUUUUAAGAAGUGAAGAGUGAUUGCACUUUAAAAUUUUGAACUAAAUUUGUCUGUAAAACAAAGAUGGGUUUACUUACGGAUCCUAGAGCUGGAACCGGCAAAAUCAUAAAAUUAUUAUUAAAAUGGGAGAAACCAUUGUGCUUUGUAUUAUAUAUAGGAGGAGUUGUAUGGCUAAUGCUCCUAGCGUUACCGGCGUUUAAUGACAAUACUUAUUUUUCUGAGAAUGCUUUAUUACCUGGAUUAGUCACGAAAGAAAGUAACUUGGAACAAACGUCAAAACAGUAUUACUAUGAACUUAGUCACGAGAUGAAGAGAUAUCCAGAUAAUAUGCCUUAUGCAUGGCUCUCGGCAAAAUUCAGUCAGCUUCAUUUAGAUGUAUUUGUACAUAAUUUUUCUUUAAUUUAUCCAUUUCAGGAACAAAAGUUUGUAGGACAAAAUGUUUAUGGUAUUGUCAGAGCUCCACGAGCAUCCAGUACCGAAGCUAUUGUAGUCAGUGUGCCAUAUAGACCUAUCAACAGCAUAUAUUUAGAUACUGCACCUUCGGUAGCUCUAUUACUUGCAUUCGCAAAGUUUUGCAGAAAACAAAAAUAUUGGGCAAAAGAUAUAAUAUUUCUUGUAACGGAACAUGAGCAAUUGGGUAUGCAAGCAUGGCUAGAUGCAUAUCAUGGAUCUACCAGUGGCCAGGAAGGAAUCUUGCUAGCAGGAGAUUUAUCUGGCAGAGCUGGAUCUAUCCAAGCUGCUAUUAAUCUUGAGUUUCAUGCAAUGAAAAUCACGUCAAUUGAUGUUAAGGUAGAAGGUCUAAAUGGACAACUUCCCAAUUUAGAUCUUUUUAACUUAGCACAAAACAUGAUAGCUAAAGAAGGCAUUCAACAGUCUUUCCAACGUCGAUUUGACGUUAAUUACAGGGAUAAAUUUAAAAGUUGGUGGUAUCAUUUUAACACGUUAAUGAGCAUGGUAGCGACGCAAGCUACUGGUGUUCCAACUGGUAAUCAUGGACUCUUCCACAGGUUCGGUAUUGAAGCCAUUACAUUAGAAGGUUUCAAAAAAUCUGGAAAAGAAACAGGAACAAAUUUUUAUCAAGUAGGACGCAUAGUAGAAAGUAUAGUGAGAUCACUUAACAAUUUAUUAGAGCGUUUCCAUCAAUCGUAUUUUUUCUAUUUAUUACCUUCUACCGAUCGAUACAUUUCUAUUGGAUUAUAUAUGCGACCUUUGGUACUAAUAAUCGCUAGUUUAUUUAUAAAGGCAUUUUCUAUUUGGCAAAGAUUACAAACAUCAAAUAAUGAAACAAAAAAGAAUAAACAAAGUUUAUCAAAUAAGGUCGACAAAUUUGACAUUGGAAAUAUCGCUUCCGAAGUGUUGUGGGCGCACAUAUUUGGAGUACUAAUAAUGGCUUCUCCUCGAAUUUUCACUUUAAUCGGAUCACAGAUGUUGAAUCUACGUACAGAGGAUUCAUUAUACAUCAGUUUUGCUUUAAUCACGAUUCUCACGAUAUUUGGGCGCUUUUAUCUGAAGAGAUCAAUCAAAUACGAAAAUAUAUUGCUCGUAUUCGUUAUUGCUUUAAUCGAGCUAGCUACCGCAUUAAUGUGUAUAGCUAUGCACAAUUUCUCUUUAGCAUUAGUGACGGCCGUUGUAUAUGUGCCAAUUGUAUUUUUGAUAACACCGCAUCAUGAAUCUGCGUCCAGAUUCCACUGCUGCCAAUAUAUCAUGUGGAUCAUGCUGCAUCCAUUUAUUUCGUCGGCGAUUGUCGUAAUGGGUUACACGUAUCUUAAUUUUCCUACCGAUCCCAUUCCAUCCCUGUUUCUCAGAAGCUAUCGCGCCAAUAAACAAGCACUUGUUUUCAGCAUUGUUGAUUCUAUGAUAUAUGGUAAUUGGUUCUACAAUGUCGCCACUGCAGUUAUGUUACCAAUGUGGAUGUUAUUUUGGAAUGUUAUGCAUUCUAGCAUCGCGACCCCCUUACGAUAAAACGGUUGUGUAAUUCACGAUAGAAUUUUUUGAUCGAAUUAUCUUAUCGAUGUAAUUUUCCUUGCGUUUAUAAUAAAUCGAUUAAUUUAACUUGUGGAUAAGUAUCCAAUAAAAAUUAUUUGCUCUCAGCAAAGUCAAAGAACUGAAUUUCGAAAGAAGUCCUCGGAGAUCAACUUAUUUUCUCGUGAGACUUCAUGUUCGUCAAUAAUACGUCAGCCAAUAGAUAUAUUAUCUCCCCAUGAUGAUAACCCUUGCGAUAUUCUUAUUGUUGAUCCUCAACUAGUUUAGUGCGUGCAGUGAAUGCGAUAGCAUUGGACGAGCGUUGCUAGGUAAAAUAUCAAUUACAAUAUAAACGUCUAGAUAAAAUAUCAUUAAACGAAAACUGAGAGCACUGUACGUGAGUUUUUUCACAAUUAAAAUUCCGCGCCACAUUGACAUAUUUAUACAGAUGAUGUCAUGUAUUAUUCAAUUGUCAACGAUUUUGAUGAAAUAUUAUGUAUUGAUUGCUACAUAUGAUUUUAUCUAAUCAUUCAUGAUAUUCAAAUGUGACAAAUGCCAACGCAAUUGUGACCUUCUUGCGUUACGUGUGUUUGUCUUUAAGUUUUUCUUCGAUUUUUUUUUUAACAAUCUUUAUUUCGCAAAAAUUUAUAUCAUUUAUAUCGUUUUAUGAUACGUAAUAUAUGUAAAAAUUUAUGUAAAAAUUACAUGUUACAUUCCUAA